CACGACAGUAGCAGCAGCAGCAGCCUCCUGGUGGUCAGGAUCCUGGCGCCCAGCCCCUCCCGGGGCCCCUGUCUCCUGGACAGCGGCAGCAGCAUGAACGGCAGCGUGGCGCCACCGGGGGUGGUGGAGGCGGCGGUGGCACCGCUGCCCUCGCCCGGCUGGCGGGAUUUCUGCGAGGCCCAUGCCCGGGCAGCCGCCCUGGACUUCGCACGGCGUUUCCGCGCCUUCCUGAGCGAGAACCCCCAGUUUGCAGCACCAGGGGCCGAGGCUGCCUUCUCCCGCCGCUUCGCGGAGCACUUCGUGGAGCACUUCGAGGCCGAGGUGAGCCGGGCCUGUGCCGGCGACUCACCCCCCCGCUGCGACAUUGCUCCCUUCACUGGUGCCCACCAUUGUCCUGGGGGCGCCUCCUCCUCCUCCACCCGCGACCUCUCCGAGACCUGCAGCGACUCCUCGGUGGCCUCUCCGGUGGAGCCGCAGCCCGGCCUGGCCUCGGGGUUGUCCAGCAGCCAGUCUCGUAGCUCUGAGGACGUCUCAGCCUCUGCCGCGACUGCCAGCACGAAGCCUAAGCUCAAGAAGCGCUUCUCCCUGCGCAACGUCAGCCGCAGUGUGCGGGGCAGCAUGCGAGGCAUCCUGCAGUGGAAGAGCUCAGCCGAGUCCCCCACCGAGGAGGAGGCUGGCGGGGCCAACACCAAUUCCAACUCCUCGGGGGGCGGGGCCGCGGACUCCUUGCCCACCGAGCGCUGGACACACAAGUUUGAGAGGCUGCGGCUCAGCAAGGCGCCUACCCCCAAAGUGGAACUGUCCAGUGUGCGCCGGGAGGGGCUGCUCAAUUAUAUCGUGGCUGAUGACAGCGGAGGGGGGGCUGGCAGCCGGGCCCGAUGGCAGAAAUGCCGGCUGCUGCUGCGGAAGGCAGGCAAGGGAGAGGGCGAGGGCUACCUGCUGGAGUUCUACAUCCCCCCCAAGUCCACCAAGGCCCGGGUCAGCAUCCUCUGCUCGGCGGUGACAGAUGUGCGCACCACCACGCCGCUGGAGAUGCCUGACAAGGAAAACACCUUUGUCUUAAAGAUGGAGAACUCUCUCGAGUACAUCCUGGAGACGGUCGAUUCGCUGCAGAUGAGGUCGUGGCUGGCCGACAUCCAGGACUGCAUGAGCCCGGGGGAGAACACGGACAGCACAGACCUGCCCUGCCUCAACCACUCGGAGAGCAUGCCAAGCCGGGAGCUGCCCCUGCUGCCCAGCGAGAGCAACGAGCAGCUCUCCCAGGGUGCGUAUGGGGGUCUGUCCGAGCGCCCCUCGGCUUCCAUCUCCCCCAGCUCCAUCUCCAUUGCUGCUUCCCACUUCAACUCCAUGGAGCUGCUGCCUCCUGAGCUGCCCCCCCGGGUACCCAUCGAUGAGGCAGCUGAGCGGCUGCAGGGUCCCUACCCCCCUGGCCUGCUACACACGCCCUUCCCCGACACUCCUGACGCCACAGGUACGGAGCAGAGGAGUCCAUGCGGGGAUACUGGGGGAGGACGUUAG
This is a messenger RNA of Terrapene triunguis (Three-toed box turtle), 1518 nucleotides long. RefSeq names its product SH2B adaptor protein 1 (gene SH2B1). NCBI's taxonomy places the organism in Eukaryota, Metazoa, Chordata, Testudines, Emydidae. Bases 94 to 1518 code for a protein of 474 amino acids. Gene Ontology annotation, biological process: intracellular signal transduction. The transcript is spliced from 6 exons. The record is from RefSeq and is a predicted model, not a curated record. Gene Ontology annotation, cellular component: plasma membrane. Gene Ontology annotation, molecular function: transmembrane receptor protein tyrosine kinase adaptor activity.